This is a messenger RNA of Puccinia graminis f. sp. tritici CRL 75-36-700-3, 1472 nucleotides long. RefSeq lists its product as uncharacterized. Bases 123 to 1388 code for a protein of 421 amino acids. The record is from RefSeq and is a predicted model, not a curated record. The transcript is spliced from 2 exons. Lineage: Eukaryota; Fungi; Basidiomycota; Pucciniomycetes; Pucciniales; Pucciniaceae.
UUUUUUUGUCACGAUUGCUCCUCUUUCAAAGACUUCAAGAUUCACGACACGGUCAACAGCUGAUUAUGAUCGUUAACUCUGGAGUCCGGACAGAAGACGCAUGAAGGCUCGAUAAUUGAAAAAUGACUCAGAUGCUUGAAUUAGUUGCAGACUCAAGCCGUCAGGCUCCAGAACAAUUGGGGCACCAGGGAGAUUUGGUGAUCCAAGGAUUUAGAAGUCUGGUCAUCCAAUGGGAUUCAUACAGCGUUUGGCUUCCAGGUCGGACUUCGAUCGAGGAACGAGCGGCAAUGAGCUCAGUGAUUCCGAAGGAAGAUCUCUUAACCUCGUUACAAUCGAGCAUUCUGCUUAUAUUGCAACGCCAAAUCCUCAGUCUAUCACUAGCCCUGAUGCCAUCCCACUUGCAAAAGGAACCCGGGAAAAAUCUCAAGCUGCUCUUACAGAGCCAAUCAGCACUCGAUCAUAGCCUGCGUCAAAUCGAAUGUAUCAUCGAUAUCCUCUGUCCACAACACUUGGGCAUCCCAAAUCGAACCGAUGACCAGCACCUUAAAGCGCUUAAAUCUUUCAGGCUUUACGGCCUCAAAUCGAAGUUUUCCAAACUCUUAUCGCAGGAACUGCUUAAUAUCUUUCGUAAGGCCCCUGAGCUCAUCCAACAAUUGAAUCUUUCGACGGAUCAGAAUCCUAUCAAUCAGACGGACGACCCGACCUGCCACCCGAGCGGGUUUUCGGCCGAACGUACGCUCAUUAGCUUGGCCGAGCACACACUUCCCGCGUUAGAUAUGGCGGAAUCGAUGGUCGAUUGGCUCAAAGGAUCAGACUUGGAUCUCGCCCAAGAGUAUUGGAAUUUCAAAUUAGUUACUCUGGACGAGUUAGUCAGACUGUGUAAGGAGAUGUGCCUGGUGAUGGGCAAUGAAAAAUCAGCCGGGAACCAACUGGUGCGCGAACCGGUGAUCCGACUUGCUAGAUUAGUGAUCCCAAUCAUCAAGUUAUCGAGGCUUUUCCUCUACAAGUUGUCCAGACGAGGGAUCAAUCAAAGACGACUAUGCCUAUUAUAUAGCGAGAUGAGCUCGGAUCAAAUCGAAUCUCUGAGUCACGCCGCCGGAAAUAUCACCCGUGAUCUCCUCCAACUCUUGACCCUCUUCACCAGAGCUGAUACGGCUUACGGUGCAGUCUCCAGUCAACAAUUCACCGAAAAAGCUCAAACUCUUAAAGAUAGUUUCGAAAAUCCUUUGCUGCUUUCAAUCCUUUACAUCCUCCCUUUGAUCCCGGAGACCGACGGCUCUCCCACUCAAGACUCUUAUCGGGAUUGGCUGGUCACUUGGAAUACUCUGCGCAUCUUAGCCAUUCAUAACUUUAUCAAUUGUGCUAAAUCAUUCGAGAACGAUCAUUAGUAUUUUAUCGUCGGCUUCUUCCUUUCUUUCCCCCCUUCAGAACUGAACGCGAUCUCUACCAUCCAAAAAGAAGUCUCAUGAAGG